UCAUUCUGUAGGUACCAUUGCCUAAAACAUGGCUACAUGUCCACAGCACAGGAUAUGAAUUACAGAUACAGGCUUUCUGUAAAAGUUGCCAGAAAAAAUGACAUUUUGAAUAUUACCGUCUUUGGGAGCUGUCUUGAACCCUAUUUUGGAGAAACAGCAGGAUGUCUACAGAGAUACUGUGAAGAUUUGAAGAAGAAAUUACAAAAGCAAAAAGAAAAACAAAUUCAGGAUUUGCUUAUCCAAGCUGUGGAACACUGCUUUAUUGGAAGGAGCUUUAUCUUCGGAGUGAAGGCAUCUGAAUUUCUACCUAGCACACGGUCACCAUCUUCAAGUCCUUUACAAGCUCCCAUCAGCAUGAACAAAUAUGAAAAUCACCUAGUAGCCUGCCAGAUUGCAGUGCCAAACACUGCAAUCUAUGGAUGUACUGUUAUCAAUUAUUACAAGAAGCUCUUAGAUUUAGACAAUCUCCAAGAUUGUUCUCCCAGUUCAAAGCUAUCUGAUAGUCCUUUCAAUAGUGUUGAUCAAUCGAGUACCACGAUCAAGAGUUUCAUAAGCUUGUUGCCAGAUAGUACUCAGUCCUUCACCCAGUUAAAUGAUGCUAACCAAUUAUCAAAUCCUUGGCAACAGGAUUUUACUCUUGCUUUAUCCUCUGGUGAUUGUGUUACAGUUGAAGAGUUUUCAACAGCAGAGACUAGAAGUGUUCUUUCAAAGUACAGCAUCAGCCCCUCUUACCAUGUAGAGGAAGAAAGCCAGAAUAGAAAAUGUAAUAAAAGUACCGUGUUACAUUUUCAUACUUCAGCUUUUCAAAAUAGUGGCGAUAGCAAUAGAGACAGUGCAACUGCAAUGGCGAGUCUCCCGUUGCCUAAUGAUGAUUGUAUGUAUCAAUAUUGUCACUCAGUCUUUGAGUUACAGAAAGACUUCAUCAACUCAAGGUUUAACAUGCAAAACUCUGGGGACUCUUUGUCAAAUAGCAAUGAUAGUGAUGAAUACCAGGCUAUUGAUAAAUCAUAUAAUUUACUGGAGGACAGCAUGGAUCACAUUGACUCCAUGUUGUGGGAUGACUUGCUGUUUUCUGAAAGUCUUGAUGAAUUUAUAGCAAACGUGGAAGCUAAUCAGCAGAGAUGUGAUGAAGCAGUUGCAUUUCUCACUGGUGUGCCUACUGUUGAUGGUUCCAUACAUUCUUGCAGUUUGAAAAAAUUGAAAACUGAUAACUUUCUGAAUAGAACUCGAGGGCAAAGUCCAAGAUGCAAGAAAGUGUGGACAAAUUCUACUAAUUGUAAUUUAAAAAGAUCUAGGAAAUCUGGAACUGAAGAAAGCCCUUGUGUUGACUCGAAGAACCCAAAGGGUCCCCUAAAUAGGGUUGUAGAUGUCUUCAAAAAUGAUACCAUACAAAAGGGCAACUCUCUAGCAAGAGCAGCACCAUUGCUAUCACUUGAUGGCUGUAUUCACAGUGAUAUAUUUCCUGCUCAGGGCACAGUUGUGCAGGUUCAUAGUACAUUUGUGAACCCUGUAAAUGUACAUAAUUGCAGCAGCAAGUGUUUUCGAACAUGUCAACCAAAGCUACACAACCUUGAGGAGCCAAUGGGUGAAUACUCAAGUUUUCUGUCUGAGCAUAAUGCUACUGAAGUUAGCAAGCUGGCAGAUCCCUUUUACAUUACAACUGAAUCUGGUUUACUGAAUAAUAUUGAUUUUCAAACUCUCUUGCCUUCUGGAAAACAAACACUAAAAAUGAAGAAAAGCAUUGGCUGUGAGUUUCAAGAUUCAAUGUGCAUUAAAGGACACCACAUAGGUAAAUAUGAUAUUAAACCUGUAAAUAUGCCUGGUUCUACCCUCCAUAAAAACACCUCCUUCCAGAAUACGUUAACUCACUAUACUGAGCAGGAGUAUGAUUUUUCUGGUGAUCUCUUCAACGAUACAAGUGAUAAAGAGGAACCAUCAACUUGUCUCAAAACAAACCUGUCCGUUUUAUCUAAAUCGUAUGGUAAGCUCAAUGAGCAGUGGUGUGGAAUUUCACAGUGUAGUUUAGAUAGAGUUGUGAAAAACCAAAACGAUAAUGAUCCUCCAGAGAAUGAAGCACCGAACUUGUCUGUACAUGACUUUUCAGAUUCACAGGACUUUGUUCCAUUUUCUCAAUCUACACCUGUUUCAAGAUUGCAUAGUUUAAAAUCUUUCAGAAGGACAGAAACUAAACCUCUUAAAAUGUCACCCUAUGUUGGGCCAAAUUUCAGACAAAGGCAAAAUGGUCAACUUAAGCAGCAAUCGAUUCAAAUCCAAAAAAUGUCUCAGUGGCAAUUUGGGAGCAAUCAUGCCUCUAUUUCAUUCAACUCCUCUUUGUUGAGCAACAGUCCAAUUAGCAAAUCUUAUGACAGUGACUCUGAUGAAUGGAUUCCACCUUCAACAGCUAAAACUCAAAUAAUGACAUCUCAUUUAUCGUGUCUGUCUAAAAUAAACAAAUCCCAAGAUGUUAAACUAUUUAAACACAUGUCAUAUGCUACUGCUGCUAUGGAAACUGCUGAUUUGAAAGCUGCAACAGUGGGCAACAAAGAAGAGAACCACCACCAGUGCAGGGGCAACCUACACGUGAAGCAUACCCCACCAUCGUUACAGAUAUUCAACUCAGCAAAAGUUCUUCCAAACAAAACAGAAAUGUUUAGGCCGCUUAUUUCUAGUGAACUUCAGAUUAGUAAAGGUUCAAAAGUGAAUGACUGCUCCCCAGCUGGUUUUCAUUCAUAUUUUGUGAAGAGUGAGGUUCCAAGUUGUUGCUCACCAGAACUAUUUUAAAUAAACACAUUUUAGAAGACUGGCAAGUCACUUGACAGAGUGUAAAACAAAGAGAACUACAACAUUGUUUAUUUUCUUUUUAGAAAGGGAGAAUGAAUUGUUUUGUACUUUUUGUUAUACAAAUGUGGGAUGUGAAUCUAUGUUCUUCGAUCAUUUCUCCCCCACCCCACCC
Molecule: messenger RNA, 2953 nt
Organism: Rhincodon typus (whale shark)
Lineage: Eukaryota; Metazoa; Chordata; Chondrichthyes; Orectolobiformes; Rhincodontidae
Gene: ddias
Product: DNA damage-induced apoptosis suppressor
Exons: 3
Coding region: 37-2781 (914 amino acids)
Biological process (GO): negative regulation of intrinsic apoptotic signaling pathway in response to DNA damage
Cellular component (GO): nucleus; cytoplasm
Source: RefSeq, a predicted model, not a curated record